Megalobrama amblycephala (Wuchang bream) is the source of this 4057-nucleotide messenger RNA. It is a transcript of the gene epas1a, whose product is annotated as endothelial PAS domain protein 1a. Gene Ontology annotation, cellular component: nucleus; cytoplasm; transcription regulator complex. Lineage: Eukaryota; Metazoa; Chordata; Actinopteri; Cypriniformes; Xenocyprididae. The record is from RefSeq and is a predicted model, not a curated record. Gene Ontology annotation, molecular function: protein dimerization activity; DNA-binding transcription factor activity, RNA polymerase II-specific; RNA polymerase II transcription regulatory region sequence-specific DNA binding. Gene Ontology annotation, biological process: cellular response to hypoxia; regulation of transcription by RNA polymerase II.
AGUUCGCACAGAGUGCUGAUAGCACGCGCAGCACAGGAGUGGCGCUCACGAGCUCUUUACCAGCGUCCGGUCAGUCGGUGUCACUCUGGAGAGGUAGUGCAAUCCUCGGCAGUGUUCUGAGACUGCACUAACUGCUCCGGUCAUUACUGGAAAUGUCAUGAGAUUACGGAGGAGAAAUAACAAAAUAAAGGCAUCUGUGAGAAAAUACGCGUUUAAAGUUUUUCUUUUUUGGAAAAGUUAAGUGAAUUCGUUGUCUUCAGCAUAGGCGCAUCAUGACAGCCGACAGAGAGAAAAAAAGGCACCCUUCAGAAAGGCGCAAGGAAAAGUCUCGUGAUGCAGCACGCUGCAGGCGCAGUAAAGAGACAGAGGUGUUCUAUGAGCUGGCCCAUCAGCUGCCGUUACCCCACAGCAUCAGCUCGCACCUGGACAAAGCCUCCAUCAUGAGACUAGCUAUCAGCUUCCUGCGCACACGCAAACUCUUCAACUCAGGCCGCACAGUCCAACAAUCCCGGUACCAGUAUGACAGCCAGAUGGACAGUUUAUAUUUGAAGUCUCUGGAAGGCUUUGUUGCUGUGGUAACAUCAGACGGGGACAUGAUAUUCCUUUCAGAAAACGUCAGUAAAUUUAUGGGACUUACGCAGGUGGAACUGACAGGCCACAGCAUCUUUGACUUCACACACCCCUGCGAUCAUGAAGAAAUCAGAGAGAAUCUCAACGUCAAAUCAGGACCUGUGUAUGGCAGGAGAGGUAAAGACAUGAGCACGGGCAGAGAUUUCUUUAUGAGGAUGAAGUGUACGGUCACCAACAGAGGUCGCACUGUCAACCUUAAAUCAGCCAGCUGGAAGGUGCUGCAUUGCACGGGGCAUCUGCAAGUGUGCAGCAGCCGGCCACCUCAAGUCCUGUGUGGGUUCUCGGAGCCACCCCUCACAUGCGUCACUAUGCUGUGUGCGCCAAUCCCACACCCCUCUAAUGUCGACACACCUCUCGACAGCAAGACGUUCAUGAGCAGACACAGUAUGGACAUGAAGUUUAUCUACUGCGAUGAGAGAGUCAGCAGCCUGAUCGGAUACAGACCAGAGGAACUUCUUGGCCGUUCGGUGUAUGAGUUCUGCCAUGCUUUGGACUCUGAAAGCAUGACAAAGAGCCACCAAAAUCUUUGUAAUAAGGGGCAAGUGGUGAGUGGCCAGUACAGAAUGCUAGCCAAGCACGGGGGCUACGUUUGGGUGGAGACCCAGGCAACCGUCAUCUACAACAAUCGCAACUCCCAACCACAGUGCAUCAUCUGCAUCAAUUACGUCCUGAGUUCUGUUGAGGAGCAGUCCCUCAUCUUCUCGCUGGAUCAGACGGAGGCUCUUUUCAAGCCCUACCACAUGCGUAGCAUGGGAGAACUGUUCAGCCAGGGUGGAGCUUCCUCUGUUUCAGAAGCUCAGGACAAUCUUUUCACUAAACUCAAGGAGGAGCCUGAGGAGUUAGCUCAGUUAGCGCCCAUGCCAGGAGACGCCAUCAUUGCCCUGGACUUUGAAAGGCCAGAGUUUGAAGAGCUGACUUACUUCUCCAAGUCCACCAAGCUUCCGUCUUGGGUUGUGGACACACCCCCUGAGGGCAGUCCUGAUAGAAAGCUGUCCAGCAUACCCUCCACCUUCAGCGUACCCCAGGCACCUCCUGUGGGCAAGUGCACACCCUGUACCACACCCUGCUUGAGUGGCUGCAGCAGUUGUUCUACACCUAGCAGUCCAGUAGAUUACUGUGGCAGUGGAGAGUGUGAUCUGAAGGUGGAGCUGACAGAGAAGCUAUUUACUCCUGAAUCUGUAGCAACAAAUCCCACAGACACCCAGUUGGACCUGAGCAAUCUGGACCUGGAAACUCUUGCUCCAUAUAUCCCAAUGGACGGUGAAGACUUCCAGCUGCACCCCAUUUGUCUGGAGGAGCCUGUGCCUGACACAAGUCCAGGCCUGAGCACAGCCCUCCAGCACAGCUUCAGCAGUGUAGCUGACCUCUUCCAGCCCCUGAGUCCAUUCCCUCCUGACAACAAGAGCAGUCCUAACACGUGUCCAGACACGGCUCAUGUGCAGCCUUACCAAACUGCAACAAACGUCCCACUCUCUUCUGAGGAGGGUAGACAGAAUCUUCAGUGGCCCCCUGACCCACCCUCACAGUACGAACGCACAGAUAUCGGAUGCGUGGAUGACAGAAACACAACAGAUCCAAGACAAACAUGCAGUUUCACUGCUGCACUGCCACAGCAAAGGUUUUUUGAGAGCUUUGCCCCUGUACAGAAAGACAUAAGUGUGGGGCAGAUCGCUCUCUUUCACAACUUAAAACGGAAGCGGCCAUCAGAGUUCAGUUCGUCGUACUCUUUCUCCGAUAUUCCAAAGGUGGUACCCCCUCACAAGUCUGCAGAUGGAAUGCAAAAAAGGAUGAAGACGAUGAACGUCGACAGCUGCGCCUUCUCUGUCAGAAAGUCUCUCAGCACGAGUGUGCUCACGGAUAAAUUUCCAUGCAUGCAAAAUGGAUUGGUUUCUCGUCACGGUUGCAGUCAAUCUCUCAAAGGGACCUCAGAUGACCUUAAACAUCAUUUCACAGAGUCAUUCUGCUCUCCCAGUAACAGACAAUACCACAUGAUGCCUUCACACAAACACUCAGGCAUGAUAAGUCAACUGUUGGGCCCAUCCUUUGACUCAUACUGUCUGCCAGAGCUGACACGAUAUGACUGCGAGGUAAACGUGCCUCUGCAGGGAAACUUGCAUCUGCUUCAGGGCAGUGACCUUCUGAGAGCCUUGGACCAGACCAAGUAGAGCUUCUUCAGUGAUCCAUUCAUCCCAAUUUUGUCUAUAUAUGCUUUUGUCUUGUACGCAUGUAUUAUCAGCCUUUAUUUCGACCUAUUUGUACAUUCUCCUUUAACAUCUGUGUGAUAUUUUAAUAUAUAUUUGAAAAAUCAGAUUGUUACUUGUUUAGAAUGUGUUGGGACGUUCCACGUUCUGUGCUACUAUCUUAGACUCUAAUAUUGUCUUGUGCCUUCAGAUGCUAAGUGUUCUUAACAUUUAUGGUCAGAUUUACCAGAUUCACUGUUGCAGAAUUUACUAUGUAUAUGAAUAUCAACUAACCAGAGCAUAUACAAAAUAUAAUAUUAUAUAUAGUUUAAAUGGUAGUUUAAUUUGUAACUUAUUCAUGGAGCUUGGUAUACAAAUACUGUGUUUGUAUAAAUCAAAGAGAGUUAAAUGUUUUGCAAAAACUAUUGCCUUAUAUAUAAGCUUUGUACCUGGAACAAAUGUGGUGUAAAACUGUGUCGCUCGCUAUUAGUAGUGGAAUCUUAUGCCUCAGCUUUCCCCUACAUUCCCCUCAACACAAUCAUAAUGACAAAAAUGCUGUAUUAAAUGUAUAAUUAGUAUAAUUAAAUAGUCAUGUAAAGCACUUUAUUUUAAAAGAUGCUAAUGGAAGACCAAAAUGAAAACACCCCAGUAUAGUGGUGUCCUGGCCAACUUCUCAGCCCCACCAAACACUAACCAUUCUCUAAAAUAUCUCUCAUCUUCUUUCUUUGAAAACUGAACUGUAAAUUCAGAUAUUAUAUUCUUAUACAAACAUAUCUAUUGUGUCUAAAUUAGGUCAGAGUUCUAUGCUCUGGAUCUCUGUACACGCAAAAAAUGUUUGUAUUUGGUGUUCAAAAGUGCCUUGGUACUCGGUCUUGUCUACCUAUCAGUAGACAGAGAUGAAUCUGUAGCUUUCUCAUUUACAGUGUAUGUGUAUAUAUAUAUAUAUAUAUAUAUAUAUAUAUAUAUAUAUAUAUAUAUAUAUAUAUAUAGUAGUUUAAGGUUAUUAGAUUUUGUAUUUUGUGUAUCACCUUCUUGUGAUACUCUGGGGUUUCUGUGUGUUUCUUAACAAAAUAUAUAAAGCUAAUUUUAUCCUAUAGCUUUUGAGAGAGUCUGUGGUUGUUUAUUCUCAGGAUAGUCAUUUAAAGUAACAAGCAUUUGUAUUCCAGUCUUUCUUUGUAGCAUUAAAAGAUAUGAAAGAUUGCAUUAUGUCCAAAGCAAAUUAAAACCUAAAUGGUGCUACUUGCAAA